AUGGCUGUCGUUCGUGUUAGUUGUGUGCUGGCUCUUCUGCUGAUCGCUGGUCAAGGUCAGGCGGCGCCCGUCAAGGCCGAGGGCCGUACCCUUGGCCUGCUGGGAGGUGGAUUCGGUGGCAGUGUUGGCCUAAGCGCGGGAAUUGGAGUGGGCGGCGGACUGUAUAGCGGCUUUGGAGGAGGUGGCUAUCCCGGAGGCUAUGCCAGUGGCUAUCCGGGCGGAUAUGGUGGCGGCUAUUCCGGUUAUCCUGGCUACGGAGGCGGUGGCUUCGGAGGUGGUUACUAUCCAGGAGGAGGCUACUCCGGCUUCGGGCACAGGCCUCAUCAUCAUGGGGAAUACUACCCCGGCGGCGGCAACUACUACAAUCAGGGUGGAUCGUAUGGCGGCCACUAUAGCCAGUCGCAGUUUUCCAAUGGAUACUACAACGGCGGUGGCUAUGGAGGCGGUGGCUUCUUUGGCUGA
Molecule: messenger RNA, 462 nt
Organism: Drosophila serrata
Lineage: Eukaryota; Metazoa; Arthropoda; Insecta; Diptera; Drosophilidae
Gene: Edg91
Product: Ecdysone-dependent gene 91
Source: RefSeq, a predicted model, not a curated record